Messenger RNA from Megachile rotundata (alfalfa leafcutting bee), 2400 nucleotides. It is a transcript of the gene gkt, whose product is annotated as tyrosyl-DNA phosphodiesterase glaikit. Gene Ontology annotation, cellular component: nucleus. Gene Ontology annotation, molecular function: double-stranded DNA binding; 3'-tyrosyl-DNA phosphodiesterase activity; single-stranded DNA binding. The record is from RefSeq and is a predicted model, not a curated record. Lineage: Eukaryota; Metazoa; Arthropoda; Insecta; Hymenoptera; Megachilidae. Gene Ontology annotation, biological process: DNA repair.
UCAAAAAAAUAUUUCGACUGUGACAGAUUUUUGGGCAAUAAUGCGCGCAACUGUUUGAUGUAACAAGGUGAAAAUUGAAUUCGUUUAAUUAUUUUCUUUGGGUCAAAAAUCAAUGAAAAUGGCAACGAGUAUUUCAAGCGAAAAUGGUAAGUGAAUUGUGGUUGAUUUUAAGGUUAAAGUAUAGUUGUACACAAUUCAGUAAGUUGCUUCCUUUUAUACAAGUUGCGAUGAAACAAAAAUGCCCGUACAUGGAAAAAUGUUAUCGGAAAAAUCCGAUUCAUUUCAACGAGAUGUCACAUCCACAUUUGGAAAAAAUUAUAAGAGAUCAGCUGGAGGGUGAAAUACGGAUACCUGAAAAACUUGAUUUUGAAUGUUCUGAUCGGUCACUUUUAGUAGAUCAAUUAAAGGUCUUACAGAUGGUGCUAAGGAAACAGAAAACUAACACGGACAGUUCUUUAUCAAUCACACAGUCAACUUCUCAAGUAGGCAGCUCAAAUUCAACAGUAUCUGAUGCUAUCAGUAAUCCUAAUCAAGAAUUGAAAGAUAAGGUAGAAAAACACAAACAAGCAACGGCUAUAAGGAGGGAAUCUAAGUUGAAAGAAAUGGAUGAACAGGGUGAAGCACUUUAUAAAUUUUCUAAUAGCAGCGCAGACUCAGCUAAGGUCCAUACAAUGAAGGAUAAGCUUCAUAAGCUCAAAAUUGCUGAGGACAAUAUGGAGCAAGGUGGUCCUUCGCAAGAGAAGAAGAGGAGCAAUAGUGGAUUUAAUGAUAAUGGUAGAGAGAACAAGAAGUCAAAAUCAUUUCACAAUAAAAAAAAUGAAGAGGUUCAAGAAUGUCCCCAAAGUGCAAAUAAUAGCACAAAUGAUACUACCUCGAAAGGAAAAUCCUUGAUGGAUAUUUUUCAAUCGUGCAGCUCAACGAAAUCCAGAAUUGAAGUCAGAGAGAAAGCUAUUGAGAUGAUGAAGCGACAAGGCUUUAAUGUUUCUGUGGUAGAACCAGGAAAUUUUGCCAUGAAAUAUGCUCUUUCAGCUCCGUAUCACCUAUUUUUUACAAGAAUUCAAAAUUCAAAAUCAACACAUGACCAACCAUUCUCCAUAACAUUUCCUGAAAUCUUAGAUAGAAGUCUGGGAGAAAUAGUUAAUAGUUUGCAUAUUAACUUUAUGGUUGAUGUUGGAUGGUUAUGUUUGCAAUAUUUAUUAGCUGGGCAACGUACAGACAUGUUAAUUUUAUAUGGGGAUAGAGUAGAUGAAGAAAAGCUUAGUUUAAACAUUACCAUGAUACCUGUACAAAUGCCAACAAAGUUUGGUUGUCAUCACACUAAGAUUAUGAUUCUAAAGUACAAAGACGACGGUAUACGAGUUGUAGUCUCUACAGCAAAUUUAUAUUCAGAUGAUUGGGAGAAUAGAACACAAGGACUUUGGAUAUCGCCACACCUUCCACCCUUGCCGGAAUCAGCAAACACCAAUGACGGGGAAUCACCUACAGGAUUCAAGAAGGACCUGCUCCUUUACUUGAAUAAAUAUAGACAGCCAGCAAUAACAGAAUGGACGAGUGCCGUUCGAAGAGCCGACUUCUCCUCCGUGAACGUGUUCUUCAUAGCUUCCGUCCCGGGAAGGCACAAAGGCGUCGAGUACGAUAGCUGGGGCCACAGAAAAUUAGGUUAUGUUCUGUCUAAGCAUGCUACAUUGCCUCCAGACGCUCCACGAUGGACAUUGGUUGCUCAAAGUUCCAGUAUCGGUAGCUUAGGUCCAAGUUACGAAAGUUGGCUCCUGAAAGAAAUAACAUCCUCGAUGUCGAAGGAAUCGCCAUCUAAUCUGAAGAGUCAUCCAAACUUCCAAUUCAUUUAUCCUUCUAUAAAUAAUUACAAGCAAAGUUUCGAUUGCAGAGUCGGAUCUUGUUGCUUACCGUACAGUCUCCAGACACAUUCCAAGCAAGAAUGGAUAGAAUCUUACAUGUAUCAAUGGAAAGCUACGCGAACGGCGAGAGACAAAGCAAUGCCUCACAUAAAAUCAUACACAAGAUUCUCGCCAGACAUGAAGAAGAUUCCUUGGUUUGUUUUGACUAGUGCCAAUUUAAGCAAGGCUGCGUGGGGCACAGUGGGCAAGGAUUCCCAUUAUAUCAUGAACUACGAGGGAGGAGUUAUAUUUAUUCCAAAAUUUAUCAUUGGUUCGACGACAUUUCCUGUCCAAGAAGAGGAAAAUGGCGUCCCAGUUUUUCCUAUUCCCUACGAUCUACCUCCCACCAAAUACCAGAGCGGAGAUAAGCCGUUCGUCAUGGAGUUCUUCUAUUCGUAAAAAUGAAAGUCGCACCAGAUCAUGUUACUAUUUUUAAAAGAUUAGAUUAUCAUCGCAAUGCGUAAUGUACAAGUGAAUUUUUGUAAUAAAUACGAUAUUAACACGA